AAAAGGCGGAAGUAGGAACUACUCACUAUAGCUGGUGCUUCCAGCUAUGAAUGGGAGCCUCUCUUGGUUUGCGUUCGCGGGUUUGCUUGCGUGUAUGUGCACGUUCGCACGUGUAUUUUAAGGCAUUGUAGGUUCUUGGACAUUGCUGUGCAGGAUCUUUAAAUGAAAAGGACAAAUAACCUUACGUGUGUGAAGGAAGUUUAAUAAUGGCAAAUGAUGGCACCCCAGUCCGAGCAGGAGCUAUAAAUGUUCCUUUGGGCCAUGUGAUUGGCCACGAGAAAUGGAAGGGCUCCCAGGUUGCUCAGGAGAUGCAAGGGAAAGUUAAGCUUAUUCUAGAAGAUGGCCUGGGUCUCGUGGACUUUCAUCUUUCAAACGGGUGCUGCAUCCUUUACAUUUCUGAAGCAGAUCUGGUGGCAGGAAAUGGCUUCAAAAGAAGACUUGUUCGUUUUAGAAAUACUUGCAAUCUUCAAGGCAUUGUAUUUGUUGAAAAAACCCAAAUAAGUAACCAGUAUUUUCCAGAAGUGCAGAAAUUUGUCGUCCUGGAACUUGGAAUGACAUUACUUCCGGUGGCCAGCCAAAAAGAAGCAGCUCAACUCAUUGCUCAAUUGGUGCACGAGCAAACGAAAGCCAGUAAUCCUUUCCAAAGUAAGAAAUGUACCAGGUUAUUGGAACCGUCUGUGCUCCAUACAGUCCAGCAGAUUCCAGGAGUUGGAAAGACCAAGGCACUUCUUCUUCUGGAAAACUUUGGAAAUAUCCACCAGCUUUGCAACGCUUCUCUCCAGGAGCUUGAAGGAGUAGUUGGCCGCAGCCUAGCUCAGCAAAUCCAUGCAUUCUUCACCCAGGCAAAAUAAUGUGUGUUUUCCAACAUCAAGCUUUUUGAAAGUCUGGAAGUUCCCUUACGCACACGGUCAGAUUUCAGUUGGUAUGAAACUCAAGAGAGCCUUCAUUCCCAUCGAGGAGCAAAUAAAACAGGAUAUAUUUUUUUAAGCCCCGAGUUUGUUCCAUCUGGGCUUUGUAGGGCAUGCUUUUGGCUUUGAACUGCAUACAGCUGGAUGCGAUGUCACCUUUUUGGAAUAGCACUAUGAACACUUUUUCUUGGAGAAUUUAGCUGCAGGACUAAAUUUGGCUUAUUUGAUUGUCCCUUUAAGAAGCAGCUGAGAUUGCCAUGAAAAAAGAAUGUAUUUAAGAAAGUAUUAAUAAACUAACAAGAACUAUUUAAAGGAAGACCUUUGCCUUUCUUUAAAUAGUUCUUGUUUUUAAUACUUUCUUAAGUUCAUUCUUUUUCAUGUCAGUCUCAGCUGCUUAUAAAAGGAACAGUCAAAUAAGACAGAUUUCAUCUCUGUUAACUCUGUUGAAAAAACUGAGUUUUUAGACUGAAAAAGAGCAGGUUGUCCAGUGUAAAUGAAUUUUACUUUCGUUCAGUGGACCGUCCUGAUUGUCAUAUUGUUUUGGAUGCAGGAGAAACCUAAUCCAUCUACCUGACUUUUGCUUACCAUUCAUAACUUGUUUGUGUAGAAGUUAAGAAUUCUGAGCAUCAGAACUGCCCUGAACAGACCAUUUACUGACUGUUGGGAACUGUUAUUUAAUGUGCUUGAUUUUUGUAUCCGUUAAAAUCAGGGGCCAGUUC
This is a messenger RNA of Pseudonaja textilis, 1627 nucleotides long. It is a transcript of the gene FAAP24, whose product is annotated as FA core complex associated protein 24. NCBI's taxonomy places the organism in Eukaryota, Metazoa, Chordata, Lepidosauria, Squamata, Elapidae. Gene Ontology annotation, cellular component: Fanconi anaemia nuclear complex. Gene Ontology annotation, molecular function: chromatin binding. Gene Ontology annotation, biological process: interstrand cross-link repair. The record is from RefSeq and is a predicted model, not a curated record.